AUGGAGAAAAUACUGGCUGUACUGAAUUGUAUCGAGGAGCAGAAGGUCCUCUUCGCCACUUUCGAGCUGGUUGAAGAAGUUGAAUGGUGGUGGCAUGUGUUGAAUCUAAUUGUGGAACAGCGAGCGGUACCUAUAGUUAUGACUUGGGGUCACUUCAAGCAAGUCUUCUAUGACCGAUAUUUUCUCGCCAUGACUAGAAAUGCAAAGGCAGAAGAAUUUUUCAGCUUUCAAGGGCGCCUUAUUAUUCAGCAUUACGCUGCUAAAUUUUUGAAGUUAUCUCAUUUUGCACCUUCUAUAGUUCGAAAUGAAUAUCAGAAGGCAAGGUGGUUUGAGAGGGGCCUAAAUCAGAGGAUCCACGAGCAUAUGGCGUGUUUGCAGAUUCAGGAUUUCAUGGAGUUGGUGAAGAAAGCUACAGUGGCAGAGUCGAGUUUGCAGAGGAGGAUGGAGGCAUCAAAAUGA
Malania oleifera is the source of this 459-nucleotide messenger RNA. RefSeq lists its product as uncharacterized. The transcript has a single exon. The record is from RefSeq and is a predicted model, not a curated record. Lineage: Eukaryota; Viridiplantae; Streptophyta; Magnoliopsida; Santalales; Ximeniaceae. The coding region runs from base 1 to 459 and encodes 152 amino acids.